CACAAUGAUUUACAAUCACCUUCCUCCUACUUCCAACGCAAUCAUCCCUAUCUUCCCUAAUCCAAAUCUCCAACUUGCUUUACCUCCAAGUUACCCUCAAAGCCCUAGAAAGAAACGCACCAGAACCGUUGCAUCACCCUCUAGUCCUUCACCGAAAAAAACAAAAUACACUAAAAAGCCAGACCCAAAUGCUCCCAAAAUCACACGUCCGUGUACCGAAUGUGGCAAAACGUUUUGGUCAUGGAAAGCUCUCUUUGGUCACAUGAGAUGUCACCCUGAGCGUCAAUGGCGUGGCAUCAACCCUCCUCCUAACCACCGUGUCCCCAUCCGGACUUCAUCAUCAAAACAUCUAAACCAGAGAUUCUCACUUAUGUCCGAGGAAGAUUAUGAAGUCGCUUCUUAUCUCCUAAUGCUGUCUGAAGCCAAGCCGUUAUCUCCAAGUAGUAGUGGUGAGCGGUUCGAGUGUCGAGGAUGCAAGAAAGUGUUUGGAUCGCAUCAGGCUUUGGGAGGACACAGAGCGAGUCACAAGAACGUUAAAGGAUGUUUCGCGAUCACAAAUGUAACCGGUGAUGAUCCAGCAACCGUAACUAGCAACCAAGAUCAUCAGCAGGGGAAGACCUUUACGUUUUCGGAGCAUCAUAAGUGUAAUAUAUGUUAUCGAGUUUACUCUAAUGGUCAGGCUUUAAGAGGUCACAUGAGGUACCACUGCUGGGAGAGGGAAAGGGAGACAGUGCUCGUUGGUGCGUUGGAUCUGAAUGUUCCUGUAACAAGACAGGAUCUCUCUUCUUCGGACACAUCAGGGUGUUCAUUAGAUCUUAGGUUGGGACUUUAGUUAGUAAACGUAUAUCUAUAGUUAUAUAUAUUGGAUGUUUGCUUCUAAUACAUCUAGGAUGAUGUUGUUGAAUGUUGUGAUUUAAUGAUUUGGAUAUAUAAUGUAUUUAGGAUAUUGGUGUAUUCUUCUCUAUAUAUGCUUAAUAAACAAAUAUGUUUAAUCUGGUUUAAUAUGUAUUCUUCUCUAUAUAUGCUAAGGAUAUCGUUUCGAGUCGGACUCAGUUUCUCUCAUCAAGUGUAUCAACUCGGGCUCGGUGGUCACAGAGUUGCAUAGCAUCGUUUCUGACAUAUUAAAUCUGGUUUCAGACUUUCAAGCUUCUGUUUUUGUUUGGAUCCCUUGCAACAAAAAUAUGUUAGCGGAUAAUUUAGUCAAACUGGCUCUGAACUGUGUAGGUGACGAUGGAGUGAUUGGGUUUGCUGUUAAUGCCCCCAACUAACAUUCUCCUUUUUCUUAAUAUCAAGUAUGUGUUUCAAAAAAAAAACAAAUAUGUUUAAUUAAUUCUUCAUUUGUAAUCCAUAAUAUGCUUAUAACAAAAUUGAUUUCGCAAAAACUUAACUCGUAUUAUUCUUUCCCAAAUUUCGUUGUUUGACGUGAUCUCAAACCCACCACGAUCUCACUAUAUAUAUACAAUAUGUCGAUUAAAAUCUUUUCCGCUAAAAAAAACAGCUAGCUUUAACAUUAUAUAAUUGAAUCUUAUAAACUAUUACUAGUGUGUUACAAAAAAAAAAACUAUUACUAGUAAUCUGAAGAUUCAGAUGCAUUAUAGGUAAGCACGCGGAACUAAUUACAACAUGCACGAACCCUAAUCCGAGACAGUUUUCAAUUAAUCUUCUCGAAGCUGCUAAACAAGUAUUUAAUCAACUCUCCUUAGACAUUAUCAAACUAGUGCGACACACAACCUUCGUGAAUAUUCAACUACUACCUCCCUGUUUUAUAACAAUAGUUAUCGUUUACAGCAAUGCAUGUUGGUAUAUAUAAAUUCAUCAAAAACAACAACAACAACAAGAACCUUCUUCUGAGAUUUUCAAUUCGUUAAAAAUCUAUGAAACAUAUUUCGUAUAAUUCCAAAUAUUAUCAAAAAAAAAUUCCUUAUGCGCAUGAAUCAACGAUUAAUCUCCAUAUCUCUUGAUUUUUCUACUGGCUCGUGCAAAUCAUACGCGCGUGAGAAAAAUAAAAAUUGCUCACGUACGUAUUUUGAUUCAUUUUCAUAUAUAUGUCUACAUCUGCAUCAUGUUGACAAAAGAAAAUAUAACAUCUGCAUCAUAUUAUUUUAUAUGUUGUUUGAAUUGUUUAUGUAUGUUUAAAAAUGUUAGAUAUGAAGGCUUACGUAAGACGAAGUUGACCGAUUUAUCUCCUUACACGUUCUUUGCAUCUUCAAUAAGCAUUUCCCCCAUCAGAAAAUGGUGCACUAAGCUGAAAAUUAGUUUUAAAAGACAAACUCGACUAAAUAUAAUCUAAUCAGUAUAUUUAUUUAUUUAGUGGUGAAUCAUUUGACAUGCAUUAAUCUAUAGCAGUUAGUUUAGAAAACGUCUUACAAUUCGAUUUUAACUAUAUAUAAAAUAUUAAGUUACAAAAAAAAACUAUAUAUAAAAUAUUUAUCUCGAGAUAUUGACAAUAAUCCUAUUAACUGAUUAAUUUAAGGUCGUAGAGUGGCUUAUGGAAAAACAACAUUGCUAAAACUUUUACACUAACGAAAUUAGCUGAAUAUUAUGAUAACCAGAGAUUAUACCCAUAUGUUUUAUAGAAAAUUAUAAAAGCAUUGCAUGAUUUGUAAUACUAUACUCUCUAAUACAUGAUUAGCUUUGUGUAUGAAAAAGAACAAAGAUGACAUUCUAUUUUGUAAAAUCAUUAUUCUAAAUCAGUACUGCAACUGAAUACCAUUAUAUAAUCCAUACACAUUAACUGGGGUGACUUCAUAAGAAAUGUGUGAUAGAUAGGGUGAAAUUUAAGGAUCCAUGAUUGCUGAUGUUUGCUGAUCUGUAAUACGAUGUUGUUUUAUCUUCAUAAUAUAUAUAAACGAAAUAUGAAAUCUAAAUAUUAAUUUUUAUUAUAUAUACUAUUUCUUGACUAAACAUCAUGUCUUUAAGUACUACAAACUGUAAUUUAUUAGUUAAAUUCAGAUCCGUAAUGGAAAAAGUAAUCAAGGUGAGAUUAGAAAGCUGUCAGUACAAGAUAUAUACGGAAGAGUAUAUAUACAUACUAAACUGUAUAGCCAUUUGAUAAUGUGGUAAGCACGUCAUUAUGGUUUUUAAGAUAAAAAGAUAUAUAAUUAUUUAUAUGAAUA
Molecule: messenger RNA, 3116 nt
Organism: Brassica napus (rape)
Lineage: Eukaryota; Viridiplantae; Streptophyta; Magnoliopsida; Brassicales; Brassicaceae
Product: zinc finger protein ZAT3
Exons: 1
Coding region: 5-832 (275 amino acids)
Source: RefSeq, a predicted model, not a curated record